This is a messenger RNA of Blepharisma stoltei, 1269 nucleotides long. The record is from the annotation of a GenBank genome assembly. Lineage: Eukaryota; Ciliophora; Heterotrichea; Heterotrichida; Blepharismidae.
AUGAAGUCAUUGUUACUUUUUUGUUUGCUUUCAGUAUUUGCUAAAGGUCAAGAACAAGAAGGUCCUAAUGAGAUAUUAUUACAAGAAAAUAUAACUUUCAAAGAUAAUGUCGAUUCGAAUCAAUAUCGAUAUUAUCGUAUACCUUAUCAUUAUGGGCAUAAAAAUAUCACAAUAAAAAUAAUUCCAAGCUGGGGAGAUCCUGAUCUUUAUGUGAAUAUUAAUUCUAACAAUAUUCUUCCUAGUAAGAAAGCUUAUGAUUAUAUUUCUUCUACUGCUAAAAGCUUUGAAGAAAGGAAAGAAUUUUAUUCGGAUGGAAAAUCUUCAGCUAAUUGUCCUUCGCUUUUAUCAUCUACAUCUACAAUUAUAUCGAGUCCAUGCUUUUAUCACAUAGCAAUAUAUGGAUAUUCAGCUGCAUCUUAUACGUUUACUAUCAUAUCAACCCCAAUAAUGCCUGCUGAGAUUUGGCCUGAAUGACAAACAACAAUUUCAACAAAAUUUGGAUACGAUUUUAAUCAUUUCAGCAUAAUUAAUUCUACAAGUCCAUGAACAGUAUCAUUGGUAAAAAUAAUAGGAAAAGGAUCAAUUUAUUUUUCUAUACAUGACUAUGCUAAAAUUGGUAAAAAUCCAGAAAAUUGGCCGAAUCAUAAUUAUACCGAUGUUAGUUAUCAAAUGAUAACAAAUGGGACAAAUGAGGAAAUUUACUUGGGCUUUGAAGCAUUUGCAAAAAUUUGCCCAAGUGAAACAUGUGUAUUUCUUUUUUGCAUAACUUGCUAUAGCUAUGAUUGCAGCUUUAACUUUACAAUUCAUCAGUUACCUGGCACGCCCAUUGAAGAAAAUGAAGAAGAGCAAGAACAUGAAGAUAAAGAUAAAUAUAAAGAUGAAACGGAUAAUAGUUUUUUUGAUGGAAUUUACGAACAAUUUUCUUUUCUUUUUGAAUGGCCUUAUAUAAUCCCAACUCUAAGUGCGUUAUUUUUUACUCUAGUGAUCCUAUUAUGAUUAAUUUGUAGAAAGAUCCGCCGAGUACCAAAAAUUAAGGAAGACUGUUAUCAGUUACUAAGCGAAAAUCCUGAAAUAAACCAUUUCCAAAGUAAUAUGCUAUAUACCUAUGGGCCACCUGAUGCAAACCUAGCAGGGGAUUCAUAUGCUGACUUGAAUUAUAUUCCUGAGUACAAUCGAAGUACAAGAACAAUAAAUUUAACAAGACAUUAUCAAGAUCAAGGCAGCCGGUCGCUUGAGCUAUAUAGAACUGUAGCGCCGUUAUUAAAGUAA